Molecule: messenger RNA, 3594 nt
Organism: Phymastichus coffea
Lineage: Eukaryota; Metazoa; Arthropoda; Insecta; Hymenoptera; Eulophidae
Product: SET and MYND domain-containing protein 4-like
Exons: 5
Coding region: 242-2035 (597 amino acids)
Molecular function (GO): protein binding
Source: RefSeq, a predicted model, not a curated record
UUAGGUGACUGAUAAGUGUGCUUAACAUAAACAAUAAUGCCAAUCUUGGAAUGUCAAUAGUAAUUAUGUUUCAGCAAUUGCAUACUCUGCCUAGAUUAAAUGUUAUACCAAAUUAAAGCUUCGAGAAAAAUCGUUUUAUUCAUAUAAAUUACAGUUUAUCUCUACAGUGUAUAAUAUUAUCACUGAUACUUAUUCAAUAUUCUCUUUUAAAAUAUCUUUUUAAGCUGAGUAUCAUAAAACAAUGGAAAAUAGAAAGCAUUUUCUUCAAGAACUUUUAGAAGUAAAAUUAUAUUUUCAUAAUCAAGAAAAGACUGGAAAUAUUUUUAAAAAGUGUUCAGAAGUUUCAGAAAGAGCUAGAAAAGAUGGAAACCAAUUAUAUAUUAAAAAACACAACAAACAAAUUCAUCAAGACAUACUUUCACUGUAUACAAAAAGUAUUGCCUUUGCACCUACAGGUAGUGAAAAAUUAGCUUUAGGCUACAGUAAUAGAUCUGCUUUAUUAAUACAUCUGCACCAUUAUGAGGAAUGUAUUAUUGACAUUGCCAAAGCUUUAGAAUGCACCAAGUCUGAGGAAUUGAAAUCUAAACUGAAUGACCGUAAAAAAAAAUGUCUUAGAUUUAUCAAAGAAAGAAAAACAAAACUAGCAGAAGAGGCAUUACACAAAUCAGUUAAAAGUUUAAAUCUUUAUGAUGAAGAAAUUGUUGAUACAGUACUUGAACUACCAAACAUAAUAAAUUCUGUAAAGACUCUCAGAAUUACAAAGUCUGUUACAUUAAAGUAUAAUAAAAUGUAUGGUAGACAUUAUAUAGCAAACAAAGAUAUAAAGCCUGGAGACAUAAUAAUAGCGGAAAAGACAUAUGCUUGUUUUCCAAAAUUGGAUCAAAUAUAUCUUGUUUGUUCUCAUUGCUUGAGUUUUACAUGGGUAGGAAUUCCAUGCGAUUUUUGUGUUUUUUCAAUUUAUUGUAGUGAAGCUUGUAAAAAAGUGGCCAGAAAAGAAUAUCAUGAUAUUGAAUGCUCUGUGCUACCUUGUCUGUAUACUGAUACUGAUUUAUUUAGAACAGGAAUGCGCCUUGCAACAAGAAUGAUUAUUAAAGCUGUAAAAGCAGAAGGCUUUCAAAAUGUAAUAAACUUAGCUAAGACUGUUAAUAAUGAUGACAAUGGUACAGAAAGAAUGUUACUGGAUAUUAGUUUAGGUGAAAGUAAAUUUGGAACUUGUUAUAAUUUGCAAAGUUUUCCUAACAGAAGACAAAGUAAUUAUGAUACAUUUUCUGAAGGAGUGAUUAUAUAUUUGUUGUUUCAGUAUACAAAUAUUAUUUACAAAGAAAAACCAGACAUAAUGAAUAUAUCUGAUGAUAAUAUUUUUAUUCUCAAAAAUAUAUUAAUGAAGCUUGGAGAUAUUAUUAACUUGAAUCAGUACUGUUUUCAAUCAGGCUGUACUUGUCCAAAUAUACUGAAUGAAUGUCAAAAUGACUGUAACUUUCCUAAAGGUCAUUUUAUUGCACCAUUUAGUAGUCUAGUUAAUCACAGUUGCAUUCCAAAUACUUUAAUGCUGAAUCUACCACAACGUACAGUAGUUCUGUUCGCUACUCAAACAAUUAAAAAAAAUGAGCAAAUUUUCUAUAGCUAUGGUCCCCUACUAGAUGGAAAAGAUAUGUUAGAUAGAAAUAGCUUCUUACGAGACCAUUAUUAUUUUACUUGUAAAUGCACAGCUUGUAAAGAAAAUUGGUCAUUUAAUUAUAAUUUGACAUUAAAUAAAAGUGAUUCUGUUAGUUGGACAAAGCUCUUAUUGGAAUUUCAACAAAUGUUGUUUGCUGCUAAAGAAUUCAAGGAAAAUCAGUUUAUCAAUAAUCAGUCCCAUGAUUGGCAACAAAUUGAUGAAGUAUCAUUACAUCAAGCUUUAAAACUCAGUGAAUUAGUUUACAAACACUUUAAAAAUCAAGCAGCUUUUAAUUAUAAUAUUCGAUUUAGGAGAUAUGUUAGAAAAGCUUUAUACAUAUUGUAUGGUGAGAAGUAUGACAUGCCUAAUCAGUGUUAAAAAUGUGCACUGCAUUUUUAUGGUAUUUUUAUUAAGUUUACUUGAAAAAUGUAUUUAUUUUUAAUCAAAUACUUUUACAAUUGAAUUUUAGAAAAAAAUUUAAAUUGAGAAUCUUUUCUUAAGAAAAAUGAAAAGUAUAUUUAAUUUUUUACAUCUCGUAUUUUAUAAAUGUGUAUUUAUUUAAAAAUUUUGAAAAGAAUGAACUAAUUCGUGAAUUUGACUGCGAUUAACAACUUACUACGGUUAGUUAAGUAAAUCAUUUAAUUAUCAAUAAGUAAGAAUAAAUAGAACUAUUUCAAUGCAUAUUUCAAUGCAUGCAGAUACUUGUGCUUUGACAAAAUGAAUCUGAAAAUAUUUAUCAUUAUUGGAUGUAUUAUUGAAUGUUAUCAAAAUGUCAAUAAAAUAAAAUGUUUACUUAAUCAUUUACUCGCAUUGAAACUCGAGGAAAUAGAAAUAUUAAUUUUGUUAUUAUUUAAAUAUUGAUAACAUUGAGACUAUAAAAAAUGUCUAAAUUAUAAUAAUUAUUUUUGCAUUUUUGAGCUUUUAUAAUUACACGGAAAGUCCACCAGACCAACUUAUAUUUGGCUUUUGGUAGUUGGCGUUCACUUACUGUAAACUAUAGGCAUGUAUGCGUUUAAAAAUUCGAGUUGAAAAAAAUCACACGAGAAAUCACGUGAUUUCUUACGUGAUUUCGUGGGAAAACGUGAUAUCACGUGAUAAAUCACCUCGGAAAAAUAAUAUUCGGAACUAUGAGAUGUCACGAAAAUUUAGAACCCAAACAACGCGAUUUAGACCAGCCCUAGACUCAAUGAAUUCAAUUGCAUUCGAAUUAUAGACUCGCUUCACUCAGGCGUAAACGCCACACGAGACAAGAAUCUACUUUCCCGCACUUGUAUCGUAACGUACUAUUCUCGCACUAGUAUCGAAGUGUAUGGUAAUUUUAAAAAUAUUGUGUUCUCGAUGUCGAAGUUUCAGAAUCAUGGAGAAAAUGUAGACAUCGAUUAAAUUCAUUAUUAAUGUGCUAUUGGUCUAUUUGUUGAUAUACAUACGCGCGCGCCCGUGUGUGUACAAUUAUAAACUACAAUUAGAGUCAAUAUAAAUGUGUAUGGUUUUCCAGGCUGAUUUGGAAACAAAACCAAGCUAUAUUACACAACACAGGCUGUUGCAGUUCUUUCAAAGGGAAUUAUAGCUUAGGGCUACCUGCAAGUGAAGUACUUUGUAAAAACAAAUUUUACUUUCUUUAGCAUACAGAGAACUUUUUAAUUUUCCAAUGGAAAUCUCACUUUUUGGUGAAGUGUUGUUAACAUCAACGCGUUAGAAAUAUACGCUGAGAUAUACCGUUAUAAGUGGUAUUUAAAAAGAACUUGUUUCUCCGGUAAAGUCGGAUAUUUUAUCGCAUACGGGUAUUAAUUCAAUGCAUUCAAUUCCUGUACAUUAUGAUACACUUAUAUCGUAAUGUACUAUUACUUUCCGACGUAUUUAUUAAUUUUCCGAACUUACAAAAAGUAGAUUAUAUGAAGCACACGUUCGCAAUGUUAUGUUGCAAAAUGUAUCGGAAG